This is a messenger RNA of Chlorocebus sabaeus (green monkey), 3092 nucleotides long. RefSeq names its product ATP binding cassette subfamily D member 1 (gene ABCD1). NCBI's taxonomy places the organism in Eukaryota, Metazoa, Chordata, Mammalia, Primates, Cercopithecidae. Gene Ontology annotation, molecular function: ATP hydrolysis activity; long-chain fatty acid transmembrane transporter activity; ABC-type transporter activity. Gene Ontology annotation, cellular component: peroxisome; peroxisomal membrane. The record is from RefSeq and is a predicted model, not a curated record. Gene Ontology annotation, biological process: peroxisome organization; fatty acid beta-oxidation; very long-chain fatty acid catabolic process.
AACAGGGUGGGGCUCCCGCGCCCGGACUCCGCCCCUCGCCCCUCCUCCGCCUCCUCCCCUUCCCCCGACUCGCCCCUGGGGAGGGGUGGGUGGGGAUUCUGGGCCGGUGGCGGAGUCACUGUCGCUUCAGCCAGGCUGCGGAGCGGACGGACGCGCCUGGUGCCCCGGGGAGGGGCGCCACCAGGGGAGGAGGAGGAGGAGAAGAAGGUGGAGAGGAAGAGACGCCCCCUCUGCCCGAAAUCCUUCCAGGCCCUGACCUCAGGAGCCAGGGCACUGACAGGACAGGAGAGCCAAGUUUCUCCACUUGGGCUGCCCGAAGAGGCCGCGACCCUGGAGGGCCCUGAGCCCACCGCACCAGGGGCCCCAGCAGCACCCCGGGGGCCUAAAGCGACAGUCUCAAGGGCCAUCGCAAGGUUUCCAGUUGCCUAGACAACAGGCCCGGGGUCAGAACAACAACCCUUCCAGCCACCUGCCUCAACUGCUGCCCCAGGCACCAGCCCCAGUCCCUGCGCGCCAGCCAGCCCAGGUGACAUGCCGGUGCUCUCCAGGCCCCGGCCCUGGCGGGGGAGCACGCUGAAGCGCACGGCCGUGCUCCUGGCCCUCGCGGCCUAUGGAGCCCACAAAGUCUACCCCUUGGUGCGCCAGUGCCUGGCCCCGGCCAGGGGUUCUCAGGCGCCCGCCAAGGAGUCCACGCAGGAGGCCUCCGGGGCCAAGGCCGGCAUGAACCGGGUAUUCCUGCAGCGGCUUCUGUGGCUCCUGCGGCUGCUGUUCCCCCGGGUCCUGUGCCGGGAGACGGGGCUGCUGGCCCUGCACUCGGCCGCCCUGGUGAGCCGCACCUUCCUGUCGGUGUAUGUGGCCCGCCUGGACGGAAGGCUGGCCCGCUGCAUCGUGCGCAAGGACCCGCGGGCCUUUGGCUGGCAGCUGCUACAAUGGCUCCUCAUCGCCCUCCCUGCUACCUUCGUCAACAGUGCCAUCCGCUACCUGGAGGGCCAGUUGGCCCUGUCGUUCCGCAGCCGUCUGGUGGCCCAUGCCUACCGCCUCUACUUCUCCCAGCAGACCUACUACCGGGUCAGCAACAUGGACGGGCGGCUUCGCAACCCUGACCAGUCUCUGACAGAGGACGUGGUGGCCUUUGCGGCCUCUGUGGCCCACCUCUACUCCAACCUGACCAAGCCACUCCUGGACGUGGCCGUGACUUCCUACACCCUGCUUCAGGCGGCCCGCUCCCGUGGGGCCGGCACAGCGUGGCCCUCAGCCAUCGCUGGCCUCGUGGUGUUCCUCACGGCCAACGUGCUGCGGGCCUUCUCACCCAAGUUUGGGGAGCUGGUGGCAGAGGAGGCGCGGCGGAAGGGGGAGCUGCGCUACAUGCACUCGCGUGUGGUGGCCAACUCGGAGGAGAUCGCCUUCUAUGGGGGCCACGAGGUGGAGCUGGCGCUGCUACAGCACUCCUACCAGGACCUGGCCUCGCAGAUCAACCUCAUCCUUCUGGAACGCCUGUGGUAUGUCAUGCUGGAGCAGUUCCUCAUGAAGUAUGUGUGGAGCGCCUCAGGCCUGCUCAUGGUGGCUGUCCCCAUCAUCACCGCCACUGGUUACUCAGAGUCAGCUGCAGAGGCCGUGAAGAAGGCAGCCUUGGAAAAGAAGGAGGAGGAGCUGGUGAGUGAGCGCACAGAAGCCUUCACUAUUGCCCGCAACCUCCUGACAGCGGCUGCAGAUGCCAUUGAGCGGAUCAUGUCGUCGUACAAGGAGGUGACGGAGCUUGCUGGCUACACAGCCCGGGUGCACGAGAUGUUCCAGGUGUUUGAAGAUGUUCAGCGCUGUCACUUCAAGAGGCCCAGGGAGCUGGAGGACGCUCAGGCGGGGUCUGGGACCAUAGGUCGGUCUGGUGUCCGCGUGGAGGGCCCCCUGAAGAUCCGAGGCCAGGUGGUGGAUGUGGAGCAGGGGAUCAUCUGCGAGAACAUCCCCAUCAUCACGCCCUCAGGAGAGGUGGUGGUGGCCAGCCUCAACAUCAGGGUGGAGGAAGGCAUGCAUCUGCUCAUCACGGGCCCCAACGGCUGCGGCAAGAGCUCCCUAUUCCGGAUCCUGGGUGGGCUCUGGCCCACGUACGGCGGUGUGCUCUACAAGCCCCCACCCCAGCGCAUGUUCUACAUCCCGCAGAGGCCCUAUAUGUCUGUGGGCUCCCUGCGUGACCAGGUGAUCUACCCGGACUCAGUGGAGGACAUGCGAAGGAAGGGCUACUCAGAGCAGGACCUGGAAGCCAUCCUGGACAUCGUGCAUCUGCACCACAUCCUGCAGCGAGAGGGAGGUUGGGAGGCUAUGUGUGACUGGAAGGACGUCCUGUCGGGUGGCGAGAAGCAAAGAAUCGGCAUGGCCCGCAUGUUCUACCACAGGCCCAAGUACGCCCUCCUGGAUGAAUGCACCAGUGCCGUGAGCAUCGAUGUGGAAGGCAAGAUCUUCCAGGCAGCCAAGGACGCGGGCAUCGCCCUGCUCUCCAUCACCCACCGGCCCUCCCUGUGGAAGUACCACACACAUUUGCUACAGUUCGACGGGGAGGGUGGCUGGAAGUUCGAGAAGCUGGACUCGGCUGCUCGCCUGAGCCUGACAGAGGAGAAGCAGCGGCUGGAGCAGCAGCUGGCAGGCAUUCCCAAGAUGCAGCGGCGCCUCCAAGAGCUCUGCCAGAUCCUGGGCGAGGCCAUGGCCCCAGCACAGCCUAAUUUAUUGGAUUCCCUAUUCGUAGCCAUCUCCAUGGCCAAUGUGACUACCCUGCCAGCAGCGGGGGUGGCCCAGCCUCUGAGUCCCAUGGGGCCCUGGCUCCCACUGGUGCCAAACCCAGCCCCUGUGGCCGUCACCCCGCCAGCCUACACUGCCAGCCGCCACCGGAGCACACGGGCCUCUGCUUGCCAGCCAGGAGUGCGGACACCAUGUUCCCAGCUCAGUGCCAAAGAGGGGUCACCAGGGGGAGCUGUCUAUAGAGCCAGCACCUGCCCGAGAGACCCCACCGCCACCGUGUGCCUUUCCCAGGCCCUCAGCCCUCGGGCUGGGCGCCACCCCCAGUCCCCCCAGUAAAAGCCUCCAUUGGCAAAUGCAGUCCUUCC